Molecule: messenger RNA, 1833 nt
Organism: Cladocopium goreaui
Lineage: Eukaryota; Dinophyceae; Suessiales; Symbiodiniaceae
Source: the annotation of a GenBank genome assembly
CCAGUUCCACCUUUGAAACAUUUUGUAAGUUUGACUUUGCUCUUGGAGAAAGCCGUCUUUCAUUCAAGAUGAGUGCGGAGAGCUAUGUGGAGACCCCCUUCAAUGGGCCUUCAGUGGAGGAUAACCCUUCAAUGGAAGUGCCCCAAUUGCCUGGUGUGCUUCGUGGUGGAAGGGCAUCACCUACCACCCCAGCUCGAGAAGCAGCUGAGGUGAUCAAGCCUGCCAGCCACGAGCUCAUUGUUGUUUCCUGCUACACCCGCUUUGACAACCUGGCACAUGGCCCGCGAGGCACAGAGGCCAAGCGCAGCCUCUACACAUUCCGUUUGGAUGAGAACGACGGGGAGCUGGUCUUGUACUCUGUGACCACCGACGACAGUGUCAUGAACCCAGCAUUUUCCCGCUUCGAUGCACAGAGGAAUCUGCUGUACACCUGCACGGAAUCUGUGGCUGAGCCGGGAGACAUUGUGACAUACUCUGUAGAUCCUCACACUGGCAAGUUGUUCAAGAUUGGAAGCCGCAGUGCCUUGGGCACCUCGACUUGCUAUUUGACAUUAGACAAGGACUGCAAGAACAUGCUGGCGGUGAACUACUGGAACGCAACUAUUGGUGUUUUUGGUCUAGAUGCUGAAUCUGGCGCUGUUGGUGACUCCAAGAGCAUGUACGACCCCAACGAGGGCAGGGCCAUGAAGGUCUGCCACAAACAGCACGUGAAUCAUUCAGAGAAUGAUCCCAAUGCGCAGAAGGAACGCCAAAGUGAUCCGCAUUCUCAUGCAGUCAUUUUGGACCCGUUCUUCGGAAAGAUAGCUUACGUUCCUGACUUGGGAAUGGAUUUAAUCCGGCAGUUCAGGUUCAAUCCACAGUCUGGUGUUUUGGAAGCUGCAGGGACUUGCAGGUCGGGACCAGACGGUAGCAGCGCCCUGGGUCCACGCUACAUUGAGUUCCACCCAAGACUUCCAUUCGCCUACGUGGUGAACGAACUCUCUUCGGAGGUCUCUGUGUUUGCAUUUGAGCGGGCAGCGGCAGAAGAACUUCUUAGGAGUCAAGAUGUUGCAGAAGCUGCUCCUACUUUGCGUUUGGUGCAGACUGUCAAAACCAUCCCAGCCGCUUGGCCCAGCGAGAUGAACACCUGUGGAAGGAUUGCGGUUCACAGCUCCGGACACUUUGUUUUGGUCUCAAACAGAGGACACAACAGUAUUACAGUCUUCCGAAUCCAUCAAGAUGGGGACAAUCAAGGCUUGCUGUCAUUGGCGCAUAUGCGACACACCCGUGGAGCAACUCCUAGACACUUUCAAUUUGACAGCUCAGGCCAAUGGCUCAUCUCAGCGAACCAGGAUUCCGACAAAGUGUCUGUGUUCCGCUUUAACAUCGCCACUGGCAUGAUGGAGUGGACCGGAAAUGAGUACCAUGUGCCAUCUCCCAACUUUGUGUGCUGCAUGAGGCCGCAAAUGACGAUUCCGACUCGUCGUCAGCCAAACCAUGCAAGGGAAGAUGCUAUGCCAACGAUGAUCUCCAAGCUGUGAGGUGGAUGACAAACUCGCAACCUGUAGCGAGGCAAAGACUGCAUUCAGUCUCUUGGAUUGGACACGUUGCGAAGGCUCUCUUAGGGAAGCUCUUCGCUGCUCAGGUUGGAGUGCAUACCUGCCCCUUUGCAAAUUGUGAGCCAUGCUUUCAAAGCAUCGUGCUCUUGUACCUCCAAAUCGAGGUUGUGGGGCGUUGCUUGCAUUUCGCUAUAGGAGGCCAGGGCUCCGUAGCGUUCCGUAGUGCGAACCGCUGAAGAUUGCGUUUUUUGUUUGCAAGUAAGGGCGCCUGAUGGCUCUCAAUGUGAUGUCUUGC